Molecule: messenger RNA, 2112 nt
Organism: Fusarium fujikuroi IMI 58289
Lineage: Eukaryota; Fungi; Ascomycota; Sordariomycetes; Hypocreales; Nectriaceae
Exons: 6
Coding region: 1-2112 (703 amino acids)
Biological process (GO): DNA-templated transcription; positive regulation of transcription from RNA polymerase II promoter by galactose
Cellular component (GO): nucleus
Molecular function (GO): DNA-binding transcription factor activity, RNA polymerase II-specific; RNA polymerase II cis-regulatory region sequence-specific DNA binding; zinc ion binding
Source: RefSeq, a predicted model, not a curated record
AUGUCUGAAGAGCACCCGGUACUAAAGCCGAAAAAGCGGAACUCGGCCGAUGCUGAGAGCGUUGGUGAUACACCUGCUCCACGGAGUAAGAGGGGCAAAUACACGUCUGUUGCUUGUGAUGACUGUAAGAAAAAGAAACUCAAGUGUAUUCCCUCAGAGGAUAACGCAUGUGAGAGAUGUAUCGCCGGUGGAUUGACGUGUACGUUCGCGACGAGUUCACAAGCUACCAAGGAGAAGCCCGAUGAUAAUCAAAAUAUUCAAGCUCUUAACCAUCAAUUAUCAGAGCUUCGUCAGCAAAUGUCAGAUCUCGUCGGCGUCGUCCGCGAGCUCAAAGACCAGAACCAGAACCAACACCAAACCCUUCCCCAUGAUGCAUCAACCGCAUCAUCCCACAACAUAGUAACCCACUCGCCCGCGAGCACGCACCGCGGCGAAAUGCCCAAACAGCCCCAAUUCGUCGGUCCAACGCGUUCCGCAUUCGGCAUUCUUGUUAGCGAACGCUCCCUCAAUCGCAUGGGCGUCCCGAAAUUCGACUCCAUGCCUCCCAGCGGCGCUCAAUCUCCAAUCGAACCAGCCCUGGACUCCAUUAAUGAUUUAAGUUUCUGGCACUGCUGCACGGCGAGUGACAUCACAAAGUAUCUCGUCAAUUUCCAGGAGGAGGUCGAGUCGGUGUAUCCGUUUAUCGACAUCGCGGAGUAUAUCGCGCAGUCGAAGGAGAUACUACAGGCGAUUCGUGGUGGUGGGUUUGAGGAUGAGGGGAGGGUGAGCAGUAAGGAUAUUGAUAUUGCAAAGGUGGCGAUAUCGACGGGAAUUCUGCUCGAGGAGCCGAGUAAGCUUGAGUUAGCGACAGCGAUUGUAGACUCAGUGCAGACGAAUGUAUCGAGCAUUCUGAGUCCGCAGGUUGACUUGAAGGAAGUUCAGCUUUUGGCAAUGCUGAGUAUAUACUACUUCCACGCAGGCGAGGAGCUAUUAGCCUGGCGCUCUAUCGGCAUAGCAGCACGGCAAGCUCUAGAAAUGGGCCUUCAUCGAAAGAGGAGCCUUUUGGAUAACUUUAAAGACACGGAUUCUCGCCGUUUAGCGACACGUGUGUUUUGGUGCGUGUACGUGCUUGAUCGACGAUGGAGUUUUGGAACGAGUUUAUCGUUUGCGCUGGUUGAUAAGGACGUUGAUCCAGAAUUACCUAAGCCUGAUGAAGAGUAUUUGUAUCUUCAGUGUAUGGUUGGAUAUGGUCAACUAUGCUCUAAAAUCUGGGAGGCCAUUCCACCGUUUGGCUCAGCUUCUCAAACUAUCCCCGACGAUACAGCUGCUAUUCUCGAUCUGAAAACUCAAGAUUGGCUGGACUCUAUUCCACCGCAUCUGCGACUUCGUCAUCCUCGUCUUGGUCUUGCACCACGAGCUCAACCUCGACUGCCACAUCGUCUGCGGGCGCUAUUAUACCUCCGUGGCAACUACGCUCGUAUUCUCAUUUAUCGGCAUCACCUAAUGAGCACGGCCAGCAUAGCUUCGAAUCCACAGAAUGCAUGGUUGGUAGUCGAUAUAGCGCAGGAUACUAUCCAAGUUCUGGUUCAUCUGCAUGCUACGACGGAUAUCUACAAACGACAGCAGAAUGUCUUCAACUAUUUUCUACUCAGUGCUCUGGCAGUUAUUUUCUUGGCUGUGUGUCACGCCCCAGAGAUCUUCUCCGUGCCGUGCAAACGCACAUUCUCAGACGGCGUUGAACUAGUGCGAGGAUUAUCACGACAUAACAUUGUGAGCAAAAGACUUUGGAAGAGUAUUCGCGGUAUGAUUCCCCGAAUGAACACCUUUGGCUUUCCUCAAAACGGCGAAGACGGCGAGCCUCGAAAAGAUGAUGAAACUGGGGCUGCAAAUGAGCAGACUGUUCCGCAAGUCGAAGUCAACGCUGAAGAGCACGUCCCCAUGGCAAUGCCUGAAAACGAAGCCUUUUCCUUCGGCGACAUGAUGUUUGGUGAUGCAGACGUUGCGAAUUCAGUUCCCGAUAUGUUCCAAAUGAGCGAAUCACUCCUCAAUCUCUUCAACGCAUUUGGCGAAGGGCAGCAAUUCUUACAACCCGUUCCAAGCACAUUCAGCGAAGAGGGAGAGAUAUAUCCAUGA